UUUGUCGGAAAAUAGGAAAGGCUUCUGAAAAUCAUCUCAAAAGGACUUCCCACGAACGGUAAAUUUCUCUUCCUUCCUCCCUCCAUCUAACGGCUAGUAAAAUCCUCGACGCUCCACUGUUCUAUUCUCCCCAACCCAAUACCACCGUUGGAUCUAUUAAUCCAACGGCCAUAAUUCAACUUAAAGAAUAUGACCGUUGAGUGCCCCCUUCCCUUCUUCGUCUUUCUUUAUAUACACGUAUAUAUGUACCACAGCUCCUCCGCGCCUAAAACUCUCUCUCUUUCUCUCAUCAAUCUUUCUUCCAAUUCCCAUCAAAGAUCAUCGCCUUGACUGCAUCGAAUUGAUUGAUUUCUUAGAAAAAAUUACAAGAAUCUAACUUGCAUUGUGGCGACUGGAAACCAACCACGAGAAGGGGAGCCGCGCAACGGCCGUCUCCAGGUGUUGCUGUCGUCGUUCUGGGCGAGUAUAGGCGGUGUUUUGGGUGUUAACAGCGAUUAUCGGGAAGAACAGGGAGGAGGAGAAGAGGAAUUGGAUCGAGAAAUGGCUUCCAAGGCUGCUGUUCCUGAGAAUCCCCAGGGAGGAGUGAAGCAGAAGAAUGUGCAAGCUGAAGGCAGAACCAGGAAGGUUCUAAGGGACAUCGGAAAUCUGGUGCCGCCGCAAGGUGGCGGCAUUGAGGGGAAGCUUCAGAAUCCGGUCAGCCGCCCUGGCCCAAGGCUCUUCGGUGUUCAGCUACUGGACAAUGCUCAAGCAGCAGCAGAGAAGAACAACUGCAAGAAAUUAUUGGCUGAAAAGGUGAAUGCUGGUGUGCCUAUGAAGAGCGAUGCAGUUAAGCCGACGAUAGAUGAAGUGAUCGUAAUAAGUUCCGAUGAAUCAGGAAGCAGCAAGAGGGACAAAAAUGUGAGGUUAAAAAAGCCUGGAAAAUCACUAACCUCAACCCUCACUGCUCGAAGCAAGGCUGCUUGUGGAAUUGCCAACAAGCCCGAUGAUCUGACGCUGGACAUUGAUGCCGCUGAUGUAAACAACGAAUUGGCGGCAGUGGAGUAUGUCGAGGAUAUGCACAAAUAUUACAAGCUUGCAGAGAAAGAUGGCUACGUCAACGAUGAUUACAUGCAUGGACAGCUGGAAAUCAAUGCCAAAAUGAGAGCCAUUCUUGUGGGCUGGCUGAUUGAAGUCCACCGGAAGUUUGAACUGAUGCCGGAGAGUCUCUACCUUACUGUCAACAUUGUUGAUCGUGUCCUUUCGAUUAAAACUGUCCCCAGAAGGGAACUCCAGCUGGUCGGCAUUGGCGCCAUGUUGAUAGCUUGCAAAUACGAGGAAAUCUGGGCUCCGAUGGUCAGCGAUUUCAUAGAGAUAUCGGACAAUGCCUACACGAGCGAGCAAGUGCUUCGUAUGGAGAAGAUGAUCCUGGGGAAGCUGGAAUGGUAUCUAACAGUUCCAACUCCAUACGUAUUCCUAAUUCGGUAUAUAAAAGCUUCAGUUCCAGCUGAUAAAGAGAUGGAAAACAUGGCAUUCUUCUACGCGGAGCUCGGUUUGGUGGAUUACUCGACUGUCAUCAAGUAUAGCCCCUCGAAGCUCUCGGCUGCCGCAGUAUACGCUGCGCGAUGCACGCUCAACAGGACCCCCCUGUGGACGGAGACACUUAAGCACUACACAGGCUACGCCGAGGAUGAACUGAUGGAGUGUGUGAAGAUGUUGGGGAGUUUCCACUCGGAAGCAUCGGAAAAAGAUGAGAAAUUCAAGGCAGUGUCCCGGAAGUACUCGAAACCGGAACGAGGUGCAGUGUCUCUUCUUCCACCUUCAAUUAUAAAUCUUGCUCUUCUCAAAAUAUGACUUUGAGAUUUAGAGAAUGAGAAGUUUACCAACUUGUUCGUUGGAGGUAGGUAUAAAAUAGUUGCUUGCUUUUGGUUAUAUGGUAUUAUUGUAUUGUGUAUGGAUAGGAUCUACUACUACUUACUUAAUACGAAGGAAGGAUGAUUUGAGAGUUCUUUUAUCGAAUUGUUGGACUUUUAGUCUGGGUGGGUAGGUAGGUAGGUAGGUAUGGCCAAGAUUCAAUCUUGUUAUGUUUUUUUUUUUUUUUUUUCCUUUUUGUAAUGAUGAUGAUUGAAUUAAAUGUAUGUGGGAAUUUUGUAUAGUCAAAAUAUUUAUACCUAUAUCUUGAGGAAGAAUCAAAUAGAUGCGCGCAUGUCUUCUAUACCAUUUGAUUUUGUAAUUUGA
This is a messenger RNA of Andrographis paniculata, 2214 nucleotides long. RefSeq names its product G2/mitotic-specific cyclin S13-7-like. The record is from RefSeq and is a predicted model, not a curated record. Gene Ontology annotation, cellular component: cytoplasm; cyclin-dependent protein kinase holoenzyme complex; nucleus. Lineage: Eukaryota; Viridiplantae; Streptophyta; Magnoliopsida; Lamiales; Acanthaceae. The coding region runs from base 541 to 1830 and encodes 429 amino acids. Gene Ontology annotation, molecular function: cyclin-dependent protein serine/threonine kinase regulator activity. Gene Ontology annotation, biological process: regulation of cyclin-dependent protein serine/threonine kinase activity; mitotic cell cycle phase transition. The transcript is spliced from 7 exons.